GGAAAACAACGUGUACAACGCCUAGAAAGCUGGUCCUGACUGAUCUGGCGUAUACGAAGGUUACUCUUCUUUUCAAGCAACAGGUUCACUUGUAAUCUCGAAAAUCAUGAUUUCGUUCAAAACAGGGUCUUGAGUAUUAAAGUGUCCGAAGUUCGUUGUAUAUAGAUCCGAUGGCAAGGCCAACAUAGAUUCUUAGAAAGAGGAAAAUCACUACAUGUAUAGCUGCGCUGACGUUGGUUUCUUUCCAAUUGAAUUCGGGCAAAUCAGUACGAUUCGUCACAUUCAAUACUAAUAUUUUGCAAAUCGCUUAUUUCACGACGUUUCGUACACAAACUCUAUAACCAUGGCGACCUCCAACAAACCAGAUCCUCGAUUCGACGGCCAAGUAUUGACCUACAAACCCGAAUCAAUCAUAGUAGCAGUAGAAACCUACUACAAAGCCCUAAGCAAGCUUCCCUAUGUCGAAGAAUCUGACAUUAUCUCCCCUCCCACAUCUGGCUGGCCGAAUAUCACAGAAUCCAACUUCGCACCGCUAGAGAAGACUAAUACUGUGAUUGACCUCCUCAAGCACCUUCCAUAUCUGCAGAAUCCAGACAAGGAUAAAGGCUAUACGAUCGCGUUUGGGACAUUUCCCAUUAAUUACACUGCUGCACCAUUCAGAGAGCCGAUUGAUAUACAGGAGGCGAAGAAUUUCAAGCCUGACCUUGCCUGGCCAGAAGAUGCAGUCAAAGGCUGGGUUAUCCCCUUGACGAUGAGUGAGGACAACUAUUGGGGGAAUUGGUGGCUGCUCGAUACUACUGAUGGCACUGUGACAGAUUGGGCACACAACAACUCUACCGAAACGGAUGUCGACUACGCCCCCGAUGACCCAAGAUCAUGGCGCAAUACAUGUGGUGAGACGAAGAAGCUUGAGGAUCUCUUGGCUGAAUGGAGAAGCAAGUUUGAAAGCUUGCAUUGGGUUGCCUUCACAGAUCCCACUGGGAGGGAGAAGGUCUGGAAUGAUGAAGAUAUACAGAGAGAUGAGGAUACGGAGCACUGUGAGGAGCUGCAAGCUAUUAUCAAAAAACACGGAUGGCCUGAGGAUUUCAAGAGGCAGGAGUGUAAGGAAGCGUUGGAAAAGUGGAUGGAGGAUCAUCAGACCUAGGAGAAGAGCCAUUAGGUGCGCCUAAGUGUCUCGCAAUAUUUGAAACUCUUUCAUCGAUGAUUUUUUUUUCGUCUUGGAUAUCCUGUGAAUCAUAGAUGGAGGAUGAUCAGAGACAAAUGAGGAGAAUCAUGCGGAUAAUCUACGUUUUUGGUCAUAUUAUAGGCAGACCAAUCGAUGCUUUUCAACCA
Messenger RNA from Botrytis cinerea B05.10, 1332 nucleotides. RefSeq lists its product as hypothetical. Bases 344 to 1144 code for a protein of 266 amino acids. NCBI's taxonomy places the organism in Eukaryota, Fungi, Ascomycota, Leotiomycetes, Helotiales, Sclerotiniaceae. The record is from RefSeq and is a predicted model, not a curated record. The transcript is spliced from 2 exons.